This is a messenger RNA of Eurytemora carolleeae, 1070 nucleotides long. Its product is annotated as zinc finger protein 596. Gene Ontology annotation, molecular function: chromatin insulator sequence binding. Gene Ontology annotation, cellular component: chromosome. The record is from RefSeq and is a predicted model, not a curated record. Gene Ontology annotation, biological process: regulation of transcription by RNA polymerase II. NCBI's taxonomy places the organism in Eukaryota, Metazoa, Arthropoda, Copepoda, Calanoida, Temoridae. The transcript has 8 exons. Bases 108 to 1070 code for a protein of 320 amino acids.
AAAUUAGAUGUAUUUAAUAAUAAAGUUAUGAAAUGUUUCAGAGAAUAUUGAAAAUGCAAAAAGGUGGACGGGCGAUUAAUUUGAAAAAAGUCCAAGCAAGGUAGAAAAUGUCCGAAGAAGAAGCACUGAAAAGAUCGUGCCCAGGCUGUACGAUAUGUACAGUAUGUACAGUUUGCAGGAAAGCUGGGGAUGUUAAAGACGUAUUUUCCGGUCUGUAUGAGAUGACCCCUCUAGGUAGCUUCAGCUACUUUACCAGGCUUAGUACCGUCAUUAACAUUCAGGACGAGAUUAAAGACUCUGUAAAGUGCAGAUGUGGGAACCUAAACACACAUAAGAAUGAGAAUAUUCAAUCAACAGACUGCAAGUGCUGGUUUAAAAAUGCCGCAAUCCAUUCAUCAGAAAGUAAAUGCGGGAAAAGAUUAUGUACUGAGUGUGUACAGUAUGUGAAUCAGCUGGAGGAAUUACAGCUUCAGAUUUUUAAGAUAGAAAACAAAAUUUUCAAUCUGUACACCAGGCUACAGCUUGAGGAGAAAGAGGAGAUAGUUGAGGAAACCUUUGAGGACGUGAUAGCUAGAGAGGAUGAGAACGAUAAAAGAUCAAAGGCUAAAAUCAAACCAAAGAGGAAGAUAAAAGAGUCAAAAGUUGAAAGAAAUGUGACGAGAAGAAAGAAAAGGACGGGUCCUGCAAAAUGUCCUAUUUGUCAGGUUGUCUGCAAGACUGAAAGAUUACUAGUCAAACAUCAGUUUUCAGUUCACGCUGUUGAAUUAGCGAUAGAGUGUUCUCUGUGUGAUGAAUCCUUCAGUUCGUUGACUUUACUCAAAAAGCAUGAACAGAGUUACCAUCAAAGUCUAGUCGAGGAGCGUAAAAUAUGUGAGGUGUGUAGUAAAGUUUGCCUAACUAUUGGAAAUCUGAAUUGCACUGUAUGCGGACGAAUGUUCAAGGAUAAAGCAAAUCUCCGUAAACAUGAAUUCACACACUCCCUCGCCAAACCAUUCUCCUGCUCCGUCUGUCUCAAGGGGUUUAUCAGGAAGGAUCUACAUGCCAGGCAUCAAGAACAUUGCUCUUUAUAA